Molecule: messenger RNA, 586 nt
Organism: Seriola dumerili (greater amberjack)
Lineage: Eukaryota; Metazoa; Chordata; Actinopteri; Carangiformes; Carangidae
Gene: ndufb7
Product: NADH:ubiquinone oxidoreductase subunit B7
Exons: 3
Coding region: 143-511 (122 amino acids)
Cellular component (GO): mitochondrion
Source: RefSeq, a predicted model, not a curated record
CCGGCAAGAGGCGGAAGUAGAAGCAAGGGGCUUGUGGAGGUGACCGAAUGGCAGAUAGCAGAAAACCUUUGGAAACAUUAGAUUAGCACUCAAGGUGAACAUAUUAUUUUCAGCUAACUGUGUAUAAACGUCGUCGGUGCCAAUGGGAGCUCACCUGGCCAGACGGUAUAUUACCGAGACGGACACCGAGCCGGACCCUUCGAAGAAGUAUGAGUUCGACCCGCAGAUGGGCUUCGCAGAGCGGAAAGAGAGAGAGAUGAUAGCGAGCCAGGAGCAGAUGAACUUGGCCCAGCUGCCUGUGGAGCAGAGGGACUACUGUGCCCAUCAUCUCCUAAAACUCAUGAAGUGUAAGAGGGACAACUGGCCCAACUUCCUGGCCUGCAAGCACGAGAGACAUGACUGGGAUUACUGUGAACACCAGGACUAUGUGAUGCGCAUGAAGGAGUACGAGAGGGAGAGGAGGCUCCAGCUGAGGAAGAAGAGAAUCGAGGCCAAGGCUGAAGCUGCAUAAUCAGUACAUCCUCUAAUUCUUCUUCUUUGUAUAUAUGAGCUGCUGUUCACAAUAAACAAUACUGUUUAAUCUUCA